Molecule: messenger RNA, 435 nt
Organism: Miscanthus lutarioriparius
Lineage: Eukaryota; Viridiplantae; Streptophyta; Magnoliopsida; Poales; Poaceae
Source: the annotation of a GenBank genome assembly
AUGCCUUUCCAUAUGACAAAAGCACAAAGGCCACGUUCACCAAGAUCAGACAAGCUAAGUCAUGACAUUGCCAAGAAUCACCAGGUCCGCAAGCAGUACACCAUCCAGGUCGGCGAGAACGAGCUCGUCCUCAAGGAGCUGGAGCUGCUCGGUGACGGGGCCAACGUGUACAAGCUCAUCGGACUGGUCCUGGUCAAGCAGGACCUCGCGGAUGCCAAGGCCAACGUCAAGAAGCGCAUCGAGUACAUCUCCGCAGAGCUGAAGCGGAUGGAUCGGGCGCUCAAAGACUUGGAGGAAAAGCAAAACAGCAAGAAGGUAUCGAAUCAGAAUUGCAAGUUCCAUUUCAGUUGUAUCCUUAGUGUGGAAAUUAAAGCAUGCUCCCUAGUCCCUAAAAUCCCCAUUAUGAGUCCAGUUGGCCUUGGGCAUAAGAAUUAG